AUGGACCACCCCACCGAGGACCCUGGGAACGGCGCGCGCCCCUGUUUCUGCGCAUGUGCAGUGCUGCGAGCGCGCCGGUGGCCGCCCUUCCCCCAUCACCAGCGGCGAGUGGGUGACAGAGCCCCCGUCUCCGUGCGUCUUCGUCGCCCUGCGCCGUGACCCGCUGUGGCACUGGGCCACGAGUGGAGGCUGCGCCCCUCCAGUUCUGCCUUCAUAGUUCUCUGCCUUUCCCAAAAACUGCAGAAAAUGAACAAAUCCCAGGGAUCAGUUUCAUUCACGGAUGUGACUGUGGACUUUACCCAGGAGGAAUGGGAACAACUGGACCCCUCUCAGAGGAUCCUAUACAUGGAUGUGAUGCUGGAGAAUUAUAGCAACUUACUUUCAGUAGAAGUGUGGAAGGCUGAUGACCAGAUGGAGAGAGACCACAGAAACCCAGACGAGCAGGCAAGGCAAUUUUUAAUUCUUAAGAACCAAACCCCAAUUGAGGAAAGAGGCGAUCUCUUUGGAAAAGCACUUAAUCUGAACACAGACUUUGUUUCUUUAAGACAAGUACCCUAUAAAUAUGACUUAUAUGAAAAAACUUUGAAAUAUAAUUCAGACUUGCUUAAUAGUAAUAGAAGCUAUGCAGGAAAGCAGACUAAUGAGUGUAACGAAUUUGGAAAAGCACUUCUCUACCUGAAGCAAGAGAAAACCCACGCUGGAGUAGAAUAUUCUGAAUACAGUAAAAGUGGAAAAGCCCUCAGCCAUAAAGCAGCCAUUUUUAAACAUCAGAAAAUAAAAAACUUGGUUCAACCUUUCAUUUGUACUUACUGUGACAAGGCUUUCUCCUUUAAGUCACUCCUCAUUAGUCAUAAGAGAAUACAUACUGGAGAAAAACCAUAUGAAUGUAAUGUGUGUAAGAAAACCUUCUCCCAUAAGGCCAACCUCAUCAAACAUCAGAGAAUUCACACUGGGGAGAAACCCUUUGAGUGUCCGGAAUGUGGAAAAGCUUUCACCCACCAGUCAAACCUCAUUGUACACCAGAGAGCACAUAUGGAGAAGAAGCCCUAUGAAUGCAGUGAAUGUGGAAAGACAUUUGCCCAAAAGUUUGAACUCACCACACACCAGAGAAUUCACACAGGAGAGCGACCCUAUGAGUGUAACGAAUGUGCAAAAACCUUCUUCAAGAAGUCAAACCUUAUCAUACAUCAGAAGAUUCACACGGGGGAGAAACGCUACGAGUGCAGUGAAUGUGGAAAAUCGUUUAUCCAGAACUCACAGCUCAUUAUACACAUGAGAACUCAUACAGGAGAGAAACCCUACGAAUGUACUGAGUGCGGCAAAACUUUCAGCCAGAGGUCAACUCUUAGAUUACACUUGCGCAUCCACACAGGAGAGAAACCAUAUGAGUGUUCUGAAUGUGGGAAGGCCUUUAGCAGGAAGUCCCGACUCAGUGUCCAUCAGAGAGUUCACAUCGGAGAUAAACCCUGAAACUCCAGCCAGGUUGUACUGUGGAAAACUCCUGCCAGAACUCUUCAAGCGGGUGAGAAACCUCAUGACAGUAUUGAGGGAACAUGGGAAUUCAUACUGAGAUGUAAUCUCCCAACUCAAAAAUGUAUUAAAAAUAGGAUCCCAUGAGAACAUUAUACUGGAAGUUACAUGUGAUACCCAGCUAAAGCAUACCAGAAUAUAUCUAGUUGUAAAUAGCCAUACCCAGUUGUACUACAAUGAGCUUUUUAAAAUCUUGGAGUAUUCUAAACAGCAGCAUAAGAAAUAUACAAACAGUAUACGAUGAAUUUAGUGGUUUUAUGUGGAUAUGCCACAAAACACAAGUGGUAAGUUUUAGAUCUGCACAUGUGAAUUUAGCAUAAUCACUGGGAAUUUGAAAUUCUUGUCCUCUGUGAUAAUUAGGACGUAACAAGAUUUUCCAUACUGAAUAUCACGUGUUUUUCAGUAUCUCUGCAAUCCAGUAUGCAUUCCAAAUGAAACGUGUAACAGAUUUAAAGUAGCAUGGAACCUACGUCUUUCCCUACUGCUUGCUGGCAUAUAUCAGUUGGUAUGAACAUUGUUCUUGAGCUGCCUCUUACGAAACAGAAGACAGUGUUGAAGUUUUCCCUGCGUCUGGUUUGCUGAAGAUUUUCUAGAAGCACUAUUUACACAAAUAUGCAAAUGUGAAAUUGAUCUGUAACGUGAAGGAGGCAGACAUGAGCUGUACUACUCAGUAUGCACCACAGAAUGAGAAUUUGCCAUGUAAAGACAAUAUCCCCAUUCAUCGUGCUCUUAUUUUCCCGUGGGAUAUUUGCAUACAAAUGCAUGUCUAUUACCAAAAUAUUGUGUAACACAGAAACCACCUGUUUGUCUUUCCUUGUUUCCCUUAAGAUUUCAUGAAUUGUCUAGCAAAAAUGGUAGGAUUCUUCCAUAGUUCACAAAUGUUACAUUUCAGUGACUUUAGAGGAAAAAUUAUUUUAAAUAACUGUCAACUGUUUCAUUGCUUUUUAAAUUUUUCAUGUGCAUAACCCCCUUUAGAAGUGAAUUUUUACACUAUUUUGUUGUUUAAAGGAGGCAUUUCUACUUCCUUGAGUUUUGCUGUUGCCAACCUAAAACAUUUCCCUUUGGAACAUGAGUUAUAAGUUAUUACCUUUCCUUUAAAUGUUUACACUUUUAUAAAAGUCAGAUUUUUCAGUGGUCUCUCCAUAUAUUAAGAAUUUUUCUGUAACUCAAAGAUUUGCUUUUAUAGACUUGAUUUCAAAUUCUUAAGUUCAGCCUUUCCCUAUCAAUCACAAAUCAUGUAUUGGAAAUUAUAAAUGGCAACCAAAAACUGGCUUUUAAAAAAAUAUUUUGGGGAAUCAUUGACAUGCUGUCACUAUAUAUGAAUUUGAGUGACUUUCUGAACAAAUUUAUCCAGAACAUCCGUAGCCCAAUAAGCUUUUGUCUAAGUUGUCAUCUUACCUACUCACAAAGGAGGGGAAAACGUUAUUUUCAUAGCUGCUUUUAGAAAUGUAAAUUGUAACAACCUCCUUGGAAAACAUUGUGAGUCUGUUUUAACAUUAAUAUACUCUUACAACCUAGGAAUCUCCUGGGAAUCUAUCCCUAAGGAAAAAAAAGUGCCAGUACCUAAGAUUAUAUGUUUACUAAUGUAUAUUGUAUUUUUUGGUAAGGACCAAAAAAAGAAAAAAGACCAUCAGUAAGGGAAUGGAUGAAUAAACUGUGGUAAAAACAUACCGUGGCUGAAUGGUAUUUCCUUGAAAAGAAUGUCUGGGAACAAACUCCAAACUUCUCUAGGUCAAAUGAGGAAAGCAAGAGGGGAGAGAGAGAGUGUAUGUGUGUGUGUAGCAGUUUUUAUAAAAUAAAGAUAAACCCUUAUA
Molecule: messenger RNA, 3344 nt
Organism: Nomascus leucogenys (northern white-cheeked gibbon)
Lineage: Eukaryota; Metazoa; Chordata; Mammalia; Primates; Hylobatidae
Gene: ZFP1
Product: ZFP1 zinc finger protein
Biological process (GO): regulation of transcription by RNA polymerase II
Molecular function (GO): DNA-binding transcription factor activity; RNA polymerase II cis-regulatory region sequence-specific DNA binding
Source: RefSeq, a predicted model, not a curated record